This is a messenger RNA of Rhinichthys klamathensis goyatoka, 1282 nucleotides long. Its product is annotated as gastrula zinc finger protein XlCGF7.1-like. The record is from RefSeq and is a predicted model, not a curated record. Gene Ontology annotation, molecular function: RNA polymerase II cis-regulatory region sequence-specific DNA binding; DNA-binding transcription factor activity, RNA polymerase II-specific. Gene Ontology annotation, cellular component: nucleus. Lineage: Eukaryota; Metazoa; Chordata; Actinopteri; Cypriniformes; Leuciscidae. The transcript has 2 exons. Gene Ontology annotation, biological process: regulation of transcription by RNA polymerase II; central nervous system development. Bases 354 to 1208 code for a protein of 284 amino acids.
UGCAAAGACAAGAACUGAAGUUAAAGGUGAUGAUGCUGUAGUUUGUUUCAGCCUGUUGACACCAAUAAAACGAUUUAAUGUGCCAAUUUACAGAAGAUCUCAGACAUCACCAUAAUGAAUGAGCUGAAAACAGGGAACUUUUGGAGACAGAGGUUUUUCAGCUGCUCAGUUUAACAUGAUGGCCCUGUACUUUUUAAAUGCAGAUUGGAUAAAAACACAGUGAUCACAGUUCACACCUGCAGUGAAGCCCCUCCCACAACAAUUCACCAAUAAAUACUGGGAAUAUUCCCAUCAUCCUACAAGAGAAGGACAAACUCCAGGAGUAGCAGCUGAAAUCUGUGUGACUGUUAAAGAUGGAGUUUAUUAAAGAGGAGAUUGAAGACAUGAGUGAUCCAGAACCAUCCAGAAUAAAACAUGAAGAUACUGAGGAACAAAUAGACCAGGUGAGAGUGAAAGAGCAAAGACAAGAACUGAAUGAAGUGGAGGAGGAACAUCGUAACUUUACAAUUCAAAGAAGAAAAGCCAAAAAGACGCACACCUGCACUCAGUGUGGAAAGAGUUUCUCACAGAAAGGACACCUUAACAGACACACGAGAAUUCACACUGGAGAGAAACCGUAUACAUGCACUCAGUGUGGAAAGAGUUUCUCACAUAAAGGAGACCUUUACAGACACAUGAGAAUUCACACUGGAGAGAAACCGUAUACAUGCACUCAGUGUGGAAAGAGUUUUUCUCAAGCAUCAACUCUCAGUGUUCAUCUGCGCAUUCACUCUGGAGAAAAGCCAUUUAACUGUGAUCAGUGUGGUAAAGAUUUUAUUUCAUCAUCAGAUCUAAAACAACACCUGAAAGUUCAUUCAGAUGAGAAGCCUUAUGUGUGUUCUCUCUGUGGAAAGAGUUUUUCACGUCUGGACAGUUUUAAACAGCACCAGAAAACACAUAAUGGAGUGAGAGAUUAUAUGUGCUUUGACUGUGGGAAGAGCUUUACUGCAUCUGUGAAUCUGAAACAGCACCAAAGAACUCAUACUGGAGAAAAACCUUACAAGUGCUCAUAUUGUGACAAGAGUUUCGUUCAUUCUGGAAACCUGAAAUCACACGAGCGAGUUCAUACUGGAGAGAAGCCGUACUACUGUACUCAGUGUGGGAAGAGUUUCACCCAAUCAAGUAAUCUAGUGACUCAUAUUAGAAAGCAUUGUUCUGUGUCACAGUGAGCAAAUGUUUUGUUAGAUUCACAUAAAGUAAAUGUGUAGUUAGUUAACUAAUAAACUAGUGUUGCUGUGAAUGC